ACCACCGGGCGCGCGCUACCUCGCAGUGCCUCUUUUGUGGUGCCGGCAGCGCGCUUUGCUCGCCGGCUGGCUGGGUGCCAAGGACCAUCUCGGAACUUUCCUGGUCGGCGUGACAGACAGGUAAUGGGACGGGACUCGUCGUCUUUGCGGACUCGGGGAGGGGGCGUUUCUGAGGGAUGAAUGAAUUCUCCCUCUUGCUCUCCACCAAUACGCGCUUGCCCAACAGGUGCCUCGCUAUCUGUUACUCCGGCCGCCAGGCUUCUUGUGCCUUUAAUAUCAGCGAAGUGCAGAAGUUCAGCAGGUCUAGCUUCUUGCUGUGGAGAGGCAGUGAUCGGAAAAGACUCCCCUGUUGAAUGUCUGCCUGUAAUGCAGCAAUUAAAGCGACGGAGAGAUAAAGCGACUGCCAGAUGCUGUAACGAUGGAAUUGAGCUGCACUGAAGUACCUCUUUAUGGACAGAUAACUGCGUAUGGAAAAUUUGACAAAAUUCUCCCUGAGGAUGCUGAAUUUUACUUUGUUUACAGUGGGUCAGCACAGAGACAUGUGGUUUUUGCCAAGCACGUUGCUGAGAACACUCUUGAAUCAAUUAUUCCAGCUCAUGGAAGACAAGAAAACGUUUCCAUCUCUGCGGUCAUGUACACUAAGGAAGGUAUACCUGUGAUGCUGGGCUUCUCAUCUGUUACAUACAAGCAGGAUAUAGCUUCUGAGUUAGCCUGCUUUUUGGUGAGCCAAGCGGAUUGUCUCACUCCCUCUAGUCAUCACACAGUUCUCAGUAAAUUUGGGUUAAUGGCGGAAGAUGUUCAGUCAUUGGACCAUGACAUUAUGUUAGCUAUGGAUCAUGAAGAGACUCCAACUGCUUGGAAUGUCACUGGAGGUGAUUCAGAAGAUGGACCUAAACAUAAGGAAACACUUCUCCAUCUCUCAAUGAGAUUGGGUUUGGUUAAAUUUUCCCAGUUCCUGUUAUCUCAGCCAGGUGGGACAAUUGCAUUCAUUCUUCCUAACCAAGAUGGGUUUACACCAUUGGAUUUGGCUUUACAGAAUGGACACUCCAAACUGAUUGACAUUUUCUCCAGUACCCAGGUCAGCCAUCCGUUUGAGAUUUCUAAAGUGGAGCUUGGCGAGAAUGCUGUCCUACAAUUUGCUCAUUCAUCAGGAGCUCUGACUCUGACAUUUAAUCACACAGCAGACCAUUUGCUAGAGUCUGACAUUCAGCUCUUCAGGAAAUACUUCUGGGACAGAGCUUUGCUUCACAAGAAUCUUAUUCCAAAGCAAGCUGAGACAUUGGGAGGACUGCAAAUGCCUUGCAACUCUACAGCUUCUACAGAAGAUCCUAGGGCCUUUGUAUCUGAAGAGUCAUCUCCUAAAAAUGAAGAUGUGAUGUUUUACAGAGAUCACAUGAUUCAGCCUAUUGAAAAUGAAGAUGAUUCCUUGUUGGAUUUAGAACAACAAUCCCCAUUUGAGGCUUCUAAAAAACUCUCAAAUCCCUCCACCUUCUUUGCUGCAGCAAGACUUUCUGCUAUGCUGAACGGAAGUGAUGAAGUGUAUGCAAACCGCAUGGUUGUGAAUCAGAUGGAAGAUUCUAGUGUCCGCUACGCUAAUGUAGGUCAGUCUGCUUCUGAAGCAGACCAGGAAGACUCAAAUGAAGAGCCAGAAACGUCAGCAAAUAGCACAGAUGGCAGAAACCCAUCACCAACCCUACAUUCGCCUCAUUUGUAUGCAGGGAGUUCUUACCUGCCACUCAAGAUGUGUGCAUUUAGCAAUCAACGAAAUCAACACUAUUCCAUCAUGAAAAAGAGAAGUUCUAGUCUUGAUGACUUGGAUGUAGACACCGGAGCUGAAAGAAUUUCUAACAGAUCCCAUAACCGCUACCCUUCAAUGUCCUUCAGCUCUUCUGUGGCCUUGGAUAGUAGCAGGGAUGGAUUUAGUUCUUCAGAGACAGGCACGGAACUGGAUUGUAACAUAAGCAGGGCGGAAUCCCUUCCCUUGUCUGACAAUAUGCAGUCAAAGGAAUCAUUACUGUCUGGAAUUCGAUCUCGCUCAUAUUCUUAUACCUCCCCUAAAAUCUUAUUAGGGAAAUCGCACUGUGUGCGUGACUUCGCAAUAUGUGAUUCAAAUGAUGAACAGCAUGCAUACAACUUGUCUGAACAGUCAAGAGAGAAAAGGAUUCAAGAGGAGGAAUGGGAUAAGUUCAUUAUACCUACGAAAUCGGAAUCUGAAAAAUAUAAAGUCAGCCGUACUUUCAGCUUUCUGAUGAACAGAAUGGCCAGUACACGGAAUAAAUCCAAGGCAAAAAAUAAAGAUGCCAAAGAGAAGGAAAAACUUAUCAGGCAUCAAUUUGUUUCUGCGACUUUUGCUGGAGUAAUGCCAUGUUUCGCAUGCGAAAAACCACUUUUGGGGAAAGAGUCAUUGCAGUGUUCUUAUUGCAAUGCAAUUGUGCAUAAGAGUUGUAAAGAUUGUGCUUCAGCUUGCACAAAACAGAAAUUCCAAGAGAGAUGCCAUUUUAAGAGCAGAACACAAGCAAUCCAGACAACUCCAUCAUUCAGGGACACCCCACAGCCAACAUUCUCCUCAAUGCACCCAUCUACCUCAGUACCCAUUCGACUCUCCAUUGUAAAGAAAGACGUCCUGCAGCAACCACACUCCUUAUCCAAAAGUGUUCCAAGUACCAGUUCUGAAAGAAAAAGUAUGUCAUCUUCUGAGCCAGAUACCGAUACCAGCAGUUGGCGAUCCAGGUCACAUUCGGAAGAGCUGUUACAAUCAAUAGGAACUGCUGCAUCAGUUGACUCUUUUGUAAUUGAAGAUGAUGUAGAUGCCUCUUUAUGGAAUGAACUCAGCACAGAUGCGUUGGAGUUUGAGGCAGAAUCCUGGAGUCUUGUUGUGGACCCUUCAUUUUGUAGCAAGCAAGAAAAGGAUGUUAUCAAAAGACAAGAUGUGAUUUUUGAACUGAUGCAAACAGAAGUGCAUCACAUCCAUACUCUGUUCAUUAUGUCUAAAAUAUUCAGGAAAGGAAUGAAAGAAGAACUACAAUUGGACCACAGCACUGUGGACAAAAUAUUCCCUUGUUUAGAUGAGUUGCUAGAACUUCACCAGCAGUUAUUCUGUAGUAUGAAGGAGAGACGACAGGAAUCAAGUCAGGAGGGAAGUGAUAGAAAUUUUGUAAUCAGCAGAAUUGGAGACAUCCUUGUCCAGCAGUUUUCAGAAGAGAAUGCAAACAAAAUGAAGAAGAUCUAUGGGGAGUUUUGUAGUCAUCAGAAAGAAGCAGUCAGCCUUUUCAAAGAGCUGCAACAAAACAAAAAGUUCCAGAAUUUCAUCAAACUUCGGAACAGUCAUCUUUUGGCUCGACGUCGAGGAAUCCCAGAAUGCAUUUUGCUUGUCACUCAAAGAAUCACCAAAUACCCAGUUCUAGUAGAAAGGAUAUUGCAAUAUUCCAAAGAAGGAACAAAAGAACACCAAGACUUAUGUAAAGCUCUUUGCCUCAUCAAGGACCUGAUUGCAGCAGUUGAUUUGCAAGUCAAUGAAUAUGAGAAAAAACAAAAAUUGAUGGAGAUCCUUAGUAAGAUGGAAAAUAAAACAUACACCAAGUUGAAAAAUAGCCAUGUGUUCAGGAAACAGGAUUUGAUCAAGAAAGAGAGGACUCUUCUGCGUGAAGGUGUAGUCUACUGGAAAACAGCUACAGGGCGUUUCAAGGAUAUAUUAGCUUUGCUUCUAAACGAUGUGAUGCUGUUUUUACAAGAAAAAGAUCAGAAAUAUAUCUUUGCAGCUGUUGAUCAGAAGCCUGCUGUGAUAGCCCUUCAGAAACUGAUUGUCAGAGAAGUAGCCAAUGAAGAGAGGGGGAUGUUUCUGAUUAGUGCAUCAUCCACAGGACCAGAGAUGUAUGAAAUUCAUACGAGUUCCAAAGAGGAACGCAGUUACUGGAUGAGGCAGAUUCAAGAAGCCGUGGAAAGUUGUCCAGAGGAAGAGGGGAAAAUGAGUGAAUCGGAUGAAGACCGAAGAAUAGCUGAAGCAAGAGCAGCCAAAAUUCAAAAAUGUCAAGUCAUCUUGAGUAACCAGGACCAGCAGAUCUGCAGCUGUUUGGAAGAUAAACUUAAUAUCUAUGCAAAGCUUGGAGAUAUGAGUGGAUUUGAAGAUGUGCAUAUCGAACCUCACCUGCUUAUAAAACCUGACUCUGGAGAAAUACCUCAGGCGGCCUCACUUUUGGCUGCAGCUCUCAAGGAAGCGGAAAGUCUCCACAUGGCCGUGACAUUAUUGCAGACGAAUGACGCAAGCCAGUCAACAAAAGAGAAUACUGGGGAAUCAAACUUGACUGAAAAUCUUAGUGCCGUCGAAGUCUGUGAAUCUUUCAAUGACUUUACAGAAUUAAAGGGAGACAAGGAUCCUUAUGAUUCAGAUGCCCACGAUGCAAACAACGUAGCUGAAGAUGACUUGAUGAUGGAUGAGGAAAGAAGCACAUCUUUCGCUGCUUCUGCACAAACUGAGAUCGUACAGACUAUCCAGAACCUAACCCGCCUCUUGUACAGUGUACAGGCAGCCUUAGCCAUCCAGGAUAGUCACAUGGAGAUCCAUAAGCUGCUUCUACAGGAACAAGAAAGAUCCAGCUGGAGUCCUAGUUCUCGUAGCACCUCCCUCCUUGAGCAAGAAAAACACCGGAACGGUAAGCAGAAGGAGGAACUUGCAAACAUACACAAACUUCAGCACCAGUUUCAGCAGGAGCAGCAGCGAUGGCACCGCGAGUGUGAGCAGCGGCAACAAGAACACGAGACGAGAGAGAGCUGGUUGCUGGAGAAAGAGAAGGAGUGCCUAAGCCAAGAGGAGCUGCUCUGCAAAAACCGAGGAGAGCUGGACACCCAGCUGCAAGACUACCAGCAGAACCUGGAAAGGCUCAGGGAGAGCCAAAGGAUGGUUGAGAAGGAGCGGGAAACCAUAAAGCUGCAGCAAAAGAUCUUGCGCCACUGGAAGCACAGCCACCCAAGCAGUCGACCCACAGAGAACUCAUCAGGGAACCAUCAGAUCAUGGGACUCAAUCAAUCGGACAGUUUUUGUGGUGGAAAUUCAAUCUUCAUAAAUGAAGCCGUUGUACAGAUGUCAUUAAACCAUCUCAACAGAUCAAAUUCAACGGUCGUUUACCAGGACAGUGGACACAGAGUAAACCUGCCAAAUUCAGAUUUAUCAAGGACUAGUGAAAAUCAGGUCACCCUCAACAUGGAUGUUGCUUUUCAACAAGUAUUCCCAGGUGAUCCCUCAAAAUCCACAAGACUCUGCCAUCACUCCUCAUCCUCCUCAUGCACAAGCAGCACAGAUGCUUGUCACAAUCGCAGUUGUACUGAAGAUGUGAAUAGCAGAAUGAAUUCAGCCAAUGAAGACUUCAUUAGGAAUCCAGGCAUCAAUUCAGAUCUCUCAUCAAAAAGCCAAAUACCCAAGUAUCAAGACAUAAAUGCAGUGCAGAGCCAGUGCCCAAGAUCUAACAGUUCAAGUCACGGCAAUAUUCAGCUGCUACAUUCUUCAGAUGUUCUGCUUCACAAUCUACCUUACGACUUGGGACAAGAUUCAGAAAAUGGAGGCACUGAAGAAAACAUUGUUUAUCUCUAAUCUCUCCUCCUCUGCUACCAGUGGCACAAUUGGAUAGCUUUUCUAAUUGUUCAUAAAUAGUUGUUUUUUGCUUUGAGGAUUUAGUGUUUAAUACAAAAUGCAGUUUUCCAUAUCAAUACUAUACGCAUUAAGUUAUUUAUAAAACAUGCCUGUAACAUGUACAUUAUCACACACACACACUACAUGAAAAAUGCUCUACAAAGAAUAUCUGAAAUAGCUGGGCAUUAAAAUCAGCAAUAGCUAGGAUGUGUGUGAUGAGAUUGCCGCUAGGGAUGUGCAAGCUGGCUGUGAGACUGGCUCAUUUAGAAUCCAGAUUGGAUUCGAACUAACCCGGCCCUGUCCGGGCUCAACCAAACCGGGUCCAGUCCCAUCAAUGAACCGGGCUGAACUGGUUUGCAGGCUGGCUGAAGAGGUAUACUUGUAAAAGGGUAUACACCCCCGAGCCGGCCCUUGAGCUGGUUCUUCGAACCAAGAGUUGGUCUGGUUUGAACUCAGACUGCUAUCCUCCUUUGGGAGGCUAGUCCAGUUCAAACUCGGACUGCUUGAACCGGGCUGGCUCAAUGUCGAGCCCGACUCAAAGCAUGCCGGCUCACACAUCCCUAAGUGCCACCAUGGCACUACUAUGGAACUGUGGGUGGGGACAGAGCUGCAUCUCAGUAGUAGAACAUCUGCUUUGCAUGAGAAGGUCUCAGAUUAAAUCCCUGGCAUUUCCAAGUAGGGCUAGGAAAGACGCCUGUCUGAAACCUUGAAGAUCUGCUACUAAAGUAUACAAUAUUGAGUUAAAUGGACCAAUUGUCUCACCCAGUGUAAGGCAGCUUGUUAUGUAACAUUGUUCUUUCAAGUUUAGACAGUGUAUGCUUCAUAUAGCCAGCAUUACAUGUAUAGGAGUAUAAGAAAUUUUAUAAUGCAAGUCACCAAUUUCUUAAUACCAGUGAUACUGAACAUGGAGGAACAAGUGUGAAAAGCUCAACUCUGGAGUAUAUUGUACCACUACCUGCUGCUUAUUACCUUCACUUCUCUUUGCCUUUUUAGGCAUCAGUUCAGCUAUGCCCUAGUCACACCAUGUCCACAUCAAGUUAUAUUGCACCUUUCCUAGGUUUCAUGACUAUAGCAUAUACCAUGGAAUCAGCACCUUGGCACACACCAUCCUUCUCUGAGGACUUUGUGAUGCACAAAGCUUAGAGGAGCUCCAUGCUGCUAUUGCAGCAUAAUGGUCUUUCCAAGUUCCUACAUCAUCUUUUACCUUUGGGUGAGGGAAGCGCACCUGGAAUAUUUCCCAAAUAACAUUAGCUAAGAACUCUUUGGAUCUCAUUCUGGCCUCUUUAAAUGAUGACACAUUAUCGCUCAAGAAGAAGAAGUCAGGCCUUCUGCCAAAUUCUAGUUAGAUUAACAGUCUGUUCCCACACUCAGCAUUUUGCCCUGGAGCCCAGUAUGGCCCCAAGUUGGUUUCAAAAACUGAGGCACUUCAGGAAACAGAUCAAUCAAUCAAUCAAUCAAUCAAUCAACUUUAUUACGGUCAAAGACCAGCAUACAGGAAACAGAUCUCUAUUUAGGCAUUCUAGCCUCACCAGGCUAGGUUCUCUUCAUGUUAAUGCUUAUCUAUAAAGGUAAAGUGUGCUGUUGAGUCGAUUUCGACUCCUGGUGCCCACAGAGCCCUUUUUUUUCUUUGGUAGAAUACAGGAGGGGUUUACCAUUGCCUCCUCCCGUACAGUGUGAGAUGAUGCCUUUUGGCAUCUUCCUAUAUUGCUGCUGCCCAAUAUAGUACCAGCGGGGAUUCGAACCAGCAACCUUCUGCUUGUUAGUCAAGCAUUUCCCCCGCUGCACCACUUAAGGUGCUUAUCCAUAGUGACUGUUUAUGUCACAAAUUCAGUCUCCUAUAGCAUGUAUAUAACUUGCUUUUCAAAAUGCUUUAGGUCAGUUUUAUGAUGUAAAUUUUGCUUGGCUACAGCAAGUGCCUUUUCUUAUCAUAGCAUCACAUGGAUAUCUGCGAUAUAAAAGAAAGGAGGAAUGGGAGAAAAAUGUAGAAUGUAAUUUUUUUUUGUAGUCUAGCCAAAAUUCACUGCUUUCCCACAUGCAUCAUGUCUACCAAUCAAUGUGUUUGUUUCAAAACACUGAGAGCUUUGAUGUAUUGUAGAGUAAAAAAUCAGGGGUGUUGUUUUCUUUUGUAUUGUAUACUUUUUGAAUUUAAUAAAUAUUCUAUAUCUGCAAA
This is a messenger RNA of Hemicordylus capensis (graceful crag lizard), 7793 nucleotides long. RefSeq names its product Rho guanine nucleotide exchange factor 28 (gene ARHGEF28). Gene Ontology annotation, biological process: cell morphogenesis; regulation of Rho protein signal transduction. The transcript is spliced from 37 exons. NCBI's taxonomy places the organism in Eukaryota, Metazoa, Chordata, Lepidosauria, Squamata, Cordylidae. Gene Ontology annotation, molecular function: guanyl-nucleotide exchange factor activity. Bases 419 to 5584 code for a protein of 1721 amino acids. The record is from RefSeq and is a predicted model, not a curated record.